Molecule: messenger RNA, 6636 nt
Organism: Hippopotamus amphibius kiboko
Lineage: Eukaryota; Metazoa; Chordata; Mammalia; Artiodactyla; Hippopotamidae
Gene: PKP2
Product: plakophilin 2
Exons: 13
Coding region: 83-2548 (821 amino acids)
Biological process (GO): intermediate filament bundle assembly; protein localization to plasma membrane; cell-cell adhesion
Cellular component (GO): intercalated disc; plasma membrane; intermediate filament
Molecular function (GO): cadherin binding; protein kinase C binding; intermediate filament binding
Source: RefSeq, a predicted model, not a curated record
CGCACCGGGGCCUGGGGCUCGGCUGCAGCUUCGCCCGCAGGUCUCGCGGCAGGCGCGCGGCGCGGUCGCCAGCUCCGGCCCCAUGGCAGCGCCCGGCUCCUCGGCGGACUGCGGCUACAUCCGGACCGUGCUGGGCCAGCAGAUUCUGGGGCAGCUGGACAGCUCCAGCCUGGCCUUGCCCUCCGAGGCCAAGCUGAAGCUGGCGGGGAGCAGCGGCCAGGCGGUCAAGAGCCUGCGGAUCCAGGAGCAGGUGCAGCAGACCCUGGCCCGGAAGGGCCGCAGUUUCGUGGGCAACGGAAAUCUUCACCGAACUAGCAGUGUUCCUGAAUAUGUCUACAACCUACACUUGGUUGAAAAUGAUUUUGCUGGUGGGCGUUCCCCUGUUACUACAACCUAUGACAUGCUAAAGACAGGCACAGCCACCACCUAUGAAGGUCGCUGGGGGAGAGGCACUGCGCAGUACAGCUCUCAGAAGUCGGUGGAAGAAAGGUUCUUGAGGCAGCCUCUGCGGAGACUCGAGAUCUCCCCAGACAGCAGCCCCGAGCGGGCUCAGUACGAACACAGCGAACACCAGUACAGCCAGAGAAGCCAGGCCGGGCUCAGCGCGCGGCUCCAGGAGAGCAGGAGGUCCACGCUCCUCGUGCAGCCCCGCUACGCCCGCUCCGAAAUCGUGGGCUUCAGCCACUCCGGGGCGGCGGGCCGACUGCGCCACUACGACACCUACCACCGGCGCUACCAGGCCGGGUCUGUGCACGACGCGGUCCAGCCAGUGGUGCUCACGUACCCCAGGCCCGGGACCAGCCACAGCCUGGGCAACCUCCUGGAGAAGGAGAACUAUGUGAGCGCGGGCCCCGCGGCGGGGCAGGCCCGGCCGUUGGCCGUGCCUCCAGGCGCACAGGGCCGCGGGGCGCGCGCGUCCUGGCACCAGAGCUCCUUCCACAGCACCCGCACGCUGAGGGAAGCCGAGGCGGGCGCCAGGAGGGCGCACAUGACCGUGGGCCAGGUGGCAGCAGGAGGAAGUGGGAACGUGCUCGCAGAGAGAAGCGCUUUCACCGCCGCCCAGCCUGGGAAUGUAGACACGGAGAUGACUCUGGAGCGAGCAGUGAGUAUGCUCGAGGCAGAGCACACGCCGCCGUCCAGGGUUUCUGCUGCAGCGACUUUCAUACAGCAUGAGUGCUUCCAGAAGUCUGAAGCGAGGAAAAGGGUUUACCAGCUUCAUGGCAUCCCCAAGCUGCUACAGCUCCUGAAAGUUCAGAAUGAAGACAUCCAGCGAGCUGUGUGUGGGGCCUUGAGAAACUUGGUGUUUGAAGAUAAUGACAACAAAUUGGAGGUAGCUGAACUCAGCGGAGCACCGCGGCUGCUCCAGGUGCUGAAGCAAACCAGAGACCUGGAGACUAAGAAGCAGAUAACAGGUUUGCUGUGGAAUUUGUCCUCUAAUGACAGACUUAAGAAUCUCAUGAUAACAGAUGCCUUGCUUAUCUUAACUGAGAAUAUCAUCAUCCCCUUUUCGGGGUGGCCAGAAGGAGACUACCCCAAAGCAAAUGGUCUGCUCGAUUUUGAUAUAUUCUACAAUGUCACAGGAUGCCUAAGAAACAUGAGUUCAGCUGGUCCUGAAGGGAGGAGAGAGAUGAGAAGGUGUGAUGGACUGAUUGACUCACUGGUCCAUUAUGUCAGAGGAACUAUUGCAGAUUAUCAGCCAGAUGACAAGGCCACAGAGAACUGUGUGUGCAUUCUUCAUAACCUCUCCUACCAGCUGGAGGCAGAGCUCCCAGAGAAAUAUUCCCAGAGUAUCUAUAUUCAAAACCGGAAUAUCCAGGCUGACAGCAACAAAAGUAUUGGGUGUUUUGGCAAUCGAAGCAGGAAAGUAAAAGAGCAAUACCAAGACAUGCCAAUGCUGGAGGAAAAGAGCAACCCCAAGGGCGUGGAGUGGCUGUGGCACUCCAUCGUGAUACGCAUGUACUUGUCCUUGAUCGCCAAGAGUGUCCGAAACUACACUCAAGAAGCAUCUUUGGGAGCUCUCCAGAAUCUCACAGCAGGAAGUGGACCAAUGCCAGCAUCAGUAGCUCAGACAGUUGUCCAGAAAGAAAAUGGCCUUCAGCACACGCGAAAGAUGCUGCAUGUUGGUGAUCCCAGUGUGAAAAAGACUGCCGUCUCUCUGCUGAGGAAUUUGUCUCGGAAUAUUUCUCUGCAGAAUGAAAUUGCCAAAGAAACUCUACCUGAUUUGGUUUCCAUAAUUCCCAACACAGUCCCAAGUACUGAUCUUCUCAUUGAAACCACAGCCUCUGCCUGUUACACACUGAACAAUAUAAUCCAAAAUAGUUACCAGAAUGCACGGGAACUUCUAAACACUGGGAGCCUGCAGAAAAUUAUGACCAUAAGCGCAGGUGACACCUAUGCUUCCAACAAAGCCAGCAAAGCUGCAUCUGUUCUCCUGUAUUCUCUGUGGACCCACACGGAGCUCCAUAAUGCCUACAAGAAGGCUCAGUUUAAGAAGACAGAUUUUGUCAACAGCCGGACUGCCAAAGCCUACCACUCCCUGAAAGACUGAGGAACAUGAAAAAGUGCUCUCAGAAAUACGAACCUCAUCAUCUCAGUCACAAAAAACCCCAAAGGAAAACACCUAUUUUUCUAUUUCCCAGCCCAAGAAACCUCAAAAAAGCAUGUCCUGUUUGUAUCCUUUUCUAUUUCCAUGGUCCCCAGGAUCCAGAAAACAAAUAAUCAGUAUAUAAUUUUAUUAGUUUUCCAGAAGACAAGUGCAAGUUUGCCUGUAGUAGAUACUGGCAACAGGCUCAAUUUGACCCUCUGCAGGUAGUGGUCUUUUUGAUCAGGGCUGACAGUGCAUGGCCUUCUGGAAUCAAAAUGUGAAUUCCUGUGGAAUGGACAUUCACAGAAUAAAUAAGGAAGGAAGCGGUUGCGUUACUAGGAUUUUAAAAGUUUGAUUUACAUUUAUAUUCCUUCUCUGGUCUCCAUGUUGUGACUCACGUGCACAUUGUUUCACCCUUGAGCUGUGAGCGUAUUGUUCUGCAGUGUUGAAACAGACGGGACACAACAGGAAAUAUUUGUGGAGUUAUCCAGGAGGAAAAUUAAUGGUAAAAUUACUUGUUUGUUUACUUUGUGCUUGUUUUUAUCCUCUGGAAUUUUUUCUCUGAUUUUCAAUGAACUUAAGAAGUUUAGAUCACAGAACACGCAUAACUAAAGGAAAAACAAAUUGAAAGGAAGUGAUCAUAGCAAACUUAAAAAUCUUUUCUACAGAGAAAGUCAACUGUGGUCAUGAAAUUCAGUGUUCCCUAUAAAUACUGAAUAAGUAGGAUUUUUACUCAAGGAAAUACUUCACCUAUAACAACACCAUUAAAUGCAGAUCUCUUCUGACAGUAGCGUUCAGUGUAAGCUGUUUCCUGGACUUCUUCAGCCACUGCAAUGGGCUGGUGGAGGAAUGGAAUCCACUGUGUGGCUAGGAAAGGAACCUAGGCCUGUCAGACUACUGGACCAGCCAUGGCCCUGAAAACGCAGCUCAUUUGAAUGAAUUACAUUAUCCACCAGCCCUACUUUGCCCGACAUUUAAAAAAAAGUAGAGAACCACUAAAUCUCAUGUGAUCUUCCUUAGGCCAUUAUUUGAAGUCAAGGAAACGCUAGAGAAGAGAAAUGAAGUUAUGUUGAGGAAAAAUGUUUCUAGGCCAUCCGGAAAUGAUAUGAGAAAUACUAAUGUUGUAAAGUUGACAGCAUCAUCUAUUGAAGUGAGUCUAUAUUAAGUGUUACCUUAACAGGGCUGUGAUUAAUACCAUUCAGAUAGAAUUAGUCUUCUUAACUAUAAUUCUGUUAUAUUUUGCUUUUUAAAAAAAAUCUGACAAUAUUUGUUAUAAGAAAGUAAGAAGGAAAAAAAUCCUUCCUCUCCUUUUGGCCAGAAAAGUGUAAUAGGAAAUAAAUUGUCAGGUUCAAUUUGAAUGUGUACUUAAGUGUUUAUUAUAUUUGUUUUGUUUUGGUUUGGUUUUUUGGCUGCACAGCUUGUGGGAUCUUAGCUCCCCAACCAGGGAUUGAACCCAGGCCCACGGCAGUGAAAGCAUUGAGUUUAACCACUGGACCACCAGGCGUUUCCCCAAAGUCUUUAUUAUAUUUGGAACUUUAAAUUUUUUUGAUUUCAAAAGCUCAAUGAAGAAGACUUAGGUUACUAACUUAGUUUAAAAUGAAAUGAUUUAGAUACCAAUUUUUAAAAUACUGAAGAGAGAAAUUAUAUCUCUUUUUCCAGAAUUGUGAUGAUAAGCAUUUGGAGUAUAUUUAUUCCUCCAGGUAAUCAGUGUAUAUUUAAAAAGUUUCUGUUUUUAAGGCAUUAGUGGAGCCUUCAAUAAUAUUAAACACAAAUGAGGCAAAAACAAAUUGCCUGCCUUGGUAUCUGUGUAUAUCUGACUUAUUUGUGUAUCUUGGUGUAAUUGGUACGAUUGACAUUUGAGUAUCUGACCUUAUAAAUUUUACCUUUAAUUACUAAGGGUUUAGUACUUUGUAGUUGCUUGUAUUUCUUCCCUAAUUAGUCCUAAAUUCUUUACCGAGAAACACUUCCUGUAAGAAGAUGGGACUAACUAGUGACUAAAACAUGUAAAAUGGAGAGACAUACAAAUCUAGGUGUUGUUAGAUUUCAGUAAAUUGAGUGGGUCUGUGACCAUGAAAAGAUAGACUAUGUUUGACCCCUAUGUCCUGCUUUGUCCAUUGUUUACAAAAACCUCACUCAUUUACCAUCUAUGAACACUUCUGAGGGAGGUCCUUAGGAAGUUGAAUAUCACUUUUGAUCACACAAAGACUUUUUUCUUUUCUGUGUGUCCCAGACUGUGCCCAUGUCGUGAAAGGAACAAAGGGACUGAGCUGGGACGGCAUGCAUUUGUGUUAAGAGAUCUAAAGGCCUUGCUGCCUUGUCAAGAAUUCUUAAUGAUCUUCUGGGAGGUUGCUGCCCUGGAUUUCUAUCAAAUGGAAACAUUUGUUUAUACUUGAUGGAAAUAACCAAAGGGUUUUCUAAGAUAAAGAGGGGAAUAACAUCAAAUGGGAAAAUAAGCAGCAUGAGUAGAUAAACCACUUUAAAACCAAUUUAAUCACCCUAUGAAGAAAACAACUCCUUAGAAGAAGGAAAGAAAUUGGGGGAGGGGGGAGAUAUACACACACGUAUAUAUGUUUAAAUAUAUAAAUAAAUAUGUAUGUUUUUAAUAUAUAUUUAAACGUGUGUGUAUAUAUAAAGAUAAUUUAUAUACUAUAGUUACAAAUGAAAUUUCCUCUAAAUAAAAUGUAUAAUGACGGCACUGCGUUGGAAUGAGGAGGACUUCAUUACUUUGAACAAAAUUACAAAAGCCUCAGAUCACAGAAUCUGAGGAUUAGGGGGGAAUUUAGAGGGCAUCUGGUCGAGUCCUCUUUAGAGUAUCUCGUAUCAGAAAAGACUCAGAGUGACAGAGAAGAAAAAUAUGCAAUCAUUCAGCUAAUGCCCAGUAGGACCCUGUAACUGGCCCAUCUUAAGAUUCUGUAACUGUUGCAUUUUAAAGUAUUUGUUGUGGGAGUGAAAAUAGAUUAAACAGGAAACAAACUCUUCAAAAUAAAACUCUGCUUUAGAUUUAAUAUUUUAUUUAUAGUGGUACUGACACUUUCAUCUCUUAUGAAAUAAACUUCAACCCUUUAAGGACUAUAAUUAGGAAAACUCUCUUUUUAUGAUCUCUUCAGGAAAGAGAGACCAAAAUGCCACACACUGGCAUAGGAGUUGUUUAAAAUAUGUUAAGGGAAAGCAUUUUGAAAGUCGUAGUCUGGGAGAACCCAGCAAUAUUCAGCCUGGAAGAAGGGUGUUGUUACCUGUCUUUAAAGACCUGAGAGACCACAGUGUAGAAGAUGCCACAGUCUUCCUCUGACAGAGUAUAGAGGACAGACCAGGAACAGCAGAUGGAGGCUUGUGUGACUGGCUUUGACUAAACGAGUGGACAUAUGUUGAGCACUUCUCACAGCCUCCUCAUGAAGUAUAUACUUCUUUUCUUUUCUUUUUUUAACACGUGACAAUAACCUGAAGCGAAGAAGGGUUAGGUCACAUUCCAAAGCUGCAUAGCUAGAGCAUGCAGAGGGGCCACGUGAACCCAGGUGGGAUGGCUUCUCUCUGGGUUCCCUGGGAGCCAAGAAUACAAGACUCCUGUCUCCGUGCUGGGGAAACAUGGAGCUCUGUCUAGCUUGUCUCUUGACAAGGUAAGAGGAUAGUGUGACAUGAUGGUUAAGAGGCCUGACUCUAAGACCAGCCAGCCUGAACUCUAAUUGGAACUGCUCCACUUACUUAUUGGGGGGUAAGGGUCAGGGUUAGGAUUAGGAUUAGGGUUAGUUGGGGUGGGUUUCUUACUGUCUCUGAGCCUGUUUUCCUAAUCUGUUAUAUGUGAAUGAUAGGACUAGGUACCUCAUGGGAUUGUUUUAAGGAUUGAAUGUUUUCAUAAUUAUAAAACAGUGCCUGACAGUAUAUACUCAAUAAAUGCUGUAUAUAUACUCAAUAAAUGAUUUGGGGGCCUUCGUUUUUCUUUUUUAGUCCAUCUCUUUUGAAUUUCUCUUCUCAGAUAGAUUGGUUUAAUUAAAAGCCCAACCUUGCCCCCAGCCACCCAUUUUGUGCGCACACAUGUACACUUUUUUUUUUUAACG